Penaeus chinensis is the source of this 1707-nucleotide messenger RNA. Its product is annotated as putative methyltransferase-like protein 7A. The coding region runs from base 175 to 957 and encodes 260 amino acids. Lineage: Eukaryota; Metazoa; Arthropoda; Malacostraca; Decapoda; Penaeidae. Gene Ontology annotation, molecular function: S-adenosylmethionine-dependent methyltransferase activity. The record is from RefSeq and is a predicted model, not a curated record. The transcript has 5 exons.
UAGCCUUGAACCCUCCUGCUCACUACUACAGAAACUCCCACAGGAACGAGACCUAUUUCGUUAACACGAACGAUAAAAAAGAAGGAGAAAAUAGUGAUAACGUAACGGUAGAACGUACCCAACAGCGAAAGUCAGCUUAGUGAGUUUACGAAGCGCAGACAGUGGAGUAUCAUCAUGUUAUAUUCAUUGCUGUCAUGGCUGUCAAACAACUUCAUGACGGUUUUAGCCUUUUUGGUUGUACUUUGGGUCGUGAAGAGGUUUGUCAUGUCAACGCAACAUAGAUGGUUCGCCUACGUCAUGCAUUUCUGCACUAAGGACGAAUUCCCCAAGCUAGAGGAGGUGAAGAAGGACCAUUUCGCCAGCCUGAAGGACCACGUCUCUCACGAUCCGGAACUUCGGAAACAGAAGGUCAUUAAGAUUCUCGAAAUCGGCGUCGGAACAGGUGUUAAUUUCGCUCAUUAUCCCGACGGCUGCAGGCUAGUGGUAGUUGACCCUAACCCACACUUCAAGGACUAUUAUAAUAACAAUAGGAAGAAGUUUCCAAACAUACAUUCUGAGGACAUUCUGGUAGCAAAAGGAGAUGACAUGCACAUGAUCGCGGACGGAAGCGUGGAUGCUGUGGUCAUCACCCUCGUUCUCUGCAGCGUCGAUAACAUAGACCAGAUUUUGAGGGAGGUUCGACGUGUCCUGGCGCCCGGUGGCAAGUUCUACUUCAUGGAACACGUGCAAGAGUUCGACCUGGAGAAGUACAGCCUCCGGAAGAAACUGCAGGACUUCUUCACGUGGUGUGGUCUGUGGCCUUUCAUUUUUGACGGGUGCUGCCUGAACCGCGACCCGAUGCCGGCGAUCGAUAGGGCGGGCUUCAGCAAGGUCGAGGUGGAUCGUUAUUAUGCCCCGGUGCCCAAUUUCCUCUUCUGGGUCGAGAUGCCUAAUGUGAAAGGUGUGGCUACGAAGUAAGGGGGUUGGAGUUCGAUGCGUGGGGUUUGUUUGUGUGUAUGUGUGUGUGUGUGUGUGUGUGUGUGUGUGUGUGUGUGUGUGUGUGUGUGUGUGUGUGUGUGUUUGUCUGAUAAAUGAUUAGUAGAGAAUGUAAAUGCGUGAAAGUGCGUGUGUGUGUGUGUUUGUGUGUUUGUGUGUUUGUGAUUUGUGUCUGUCUGAUAAAUGAUUGGAUGAGAAUGUAAAUGUGUGUGUGUGUGUGUGUGUGUGUGUGUGUGUGUGUGUGUGUGUGUGUGUGUGUGUGUGUGUGUGUGUGAAAUACCAUUCACUGUUUCCUUCAAGACAGAGCAACAUGGUAAAGCUACACGUAGGGCAUUCAUGUUAAAGGUAAUCUUACUAAACUUGUGUGUAAGCUAAUUGCAUAAAAUAGAAUAUUCUUUAUAAUCUUAGCAUUUUGAAAUGUUAAAUGAUAAGAAUAAUAACUAAUGGCAGUAAUAUUAGUAAUACGAAUGGCUGUUUAUGAUAAUAACGACAAUUAUUUGUAGGUCUUAACAAUUAUAACAAGAUUGAAGAUUAUAUAUACACCGUAAUGACAGUUGAUGGAAAUAGGUGGUUAAUAUAGUAAUAGUACUAUUUUUAUCAAUGUGAAGCUAUAAUUGUAAUAUUGAUAAUAUCUUUCAUGACAUCUAUUAUAAUAAUGAUCAUGUUAUUAAUAUAUGUAUGAUAUGCAAUAUAGUGGUUCCAGAACAUAAUGUUGAAUAUAAAAGAUAAUUA